AUGACAGCAAGACACUUAGAUGCAUUGGUGGUUGGAGCCGGGUAUGGAGGCAUUUACAUGCUGUAUCGUCUGCGGGAACUUGGCCUCUCCGCCCGGGCCAUCGACUUGGCCGGCGAUGUGGGCGGAACAUGGUACUGGAACAGGUAUCCGGGUGCGAUGAGCGACACCGAGAGCUACGUCUACAGAUUCUCCUGGGACAAGGAGGACCUGCAGACAUAUCCAUGGUCCCACCAUUACGUCAAGCAACCAGACGUUCUUGCAUACCUUCAACACGUAGUGGAGCGGCAUGACCUGCGUAAGGACAUGCAAUUCAACACCGAGCUGCUGUCUGCCGAAUGGGACGACGACAGCCGGCAAUGGAUUGUGGAGACAGAAUCCCACGGCACGCGCCAGCAAUAUGUUGUUCGGUACCUUGUCACCGCCCUAGGCGUCCUUUCGAGCGCGCACUACCCUGAUAUAAGCGGCAUCGAAUCAUUCAAAGGAAACCUCUGCCACACCGCAUCAUGGGACAACAGCCUAGACCUCACAAACAAGAGGGUGGGCGUUAUCGGGAAUGGCAGCACCGGGGUCCAGGUCAUCACCGCCAUUUCCAAGGACGUCUCGAAGCUCGUAAGCUUCCAACGUCACCCGCAGUACUCUGUCCCAAGCGGUGACCGGCCUGUGGACCCCUCGUAUCGCAAAUGGGUCAACGAGAACUACGAUGAUAUCUGGCACCGAGUCAAGAACUCAAUAACCGGCUUCGGCUUCCAGGAAUCUCAAAUCCCCUUCCAAGACGUCCCUGAGUCCGAGCGCAACGCUGUCUUUGAGUCACUAUGGCAACAAGGCAACGGCUUUCGGUUCAUGUUUGGUGGCUUCAGCGACAUUGCCGUGAACCGCGAAGCCAACGCGGCCGCCUGCGAGUUCAUCCGCGGCAAGAUCGGACAGAUCGUCAAAGAUCCCGAGAAGGCCCGCAAACUGAAGCCACAGGAUCACUACGCACGACGCCCACUUUGCGAUGGCGGAUACUACAAGCAGUUCAACCGCGACCACGUGGACAUCGUAUCCCUCAAGGAAACACCCAUUACCGCGAUCCGGGAAAACGGCAUAGAAACCAGCGACGGCCAGCUCCACGAACUGGACGUCAUCAUAUUCGCAACCGGUUUCGACGCCAUCGAAGGUAGCUACAACCGUCUCCGCAUCAAAGGCAGAGGCGGCCUGACCCUCAAGGAGCACUGGGAACCGCAGGGCGCAACGAGCUAUCUCGGCAUCAGCGUCCCGCACUUUCCCAACAUGUUUCUCAUCGCCGGCCCCCAGGGCCCAUUCGCCAACCUGCCGCCCGCCAUCGAGGCCCACGUCGUCCUCGCCUCGCGCUUGAUCAGCCGCGCAGAGAAGGUCCGGGCCAAGCGACCCGGCAAGGAGAAUCCUCUGGUGGAAGCGCUACCGGAAGCCGAGCAAGAGUGGCUCCGGGAAUGCGACGCCGCGGCUGAGGGGAGUCUGUUCAAGGAGACGGCGAGCUGGAUCUUUGGCUCCAACGUGCCGGGCAAGAAGUACGCGAUCCGCUUCUUCUUUGGCGGCAUGCAGAAGUAUUAUGAGGCCUUGGAGCGCAUGGUACAGGGCGGCUAUAGGGGGUACAAGCCACUCGUUGAGAAUCUGGAGGAUCAGCUCGAGGUUCAUAACGAGCGACGCCGGGGAGAGGCCGCCGGAUCUGGAAAGCGGUCUGAGGUACCGGCAGGGGGGCAAGGCGGGCCGUUGAGGGCAUCGCUGUAG
This is a messenger RNA of Cyphellophora europaea CBS 101466, 1746 nucleotides long. RefSeq lists its product as uncharacterized. NCBI's taxonomy places the organism in Eukaryota, Fungi, Ascomycota, Eurotiomycetes, Chaetothyriales, Cyphellophoraceae. The transcript has 2 exons. The record is from RefSeq and is a predicted model, not a curated record. Bases 1 to 1746 code for a protein of 581 amino acids. Gene Ontology annotation, molecular function: NADP binding; flavin adenine dinucleotide binding; N,N-dimethylaniline monooxygenase activity.